Lolium perenne is the source of this 1563-nucleotide messenger RNA. The record is from RefSeq and is a predicted model, not a curated record. NCBI's taxonomy places the organism in Eukaryota, Viridiplantae, Streptophyta, Magnoliopsida, Poales, Poaceae.
CUCGCCAGUCGCCACUCCUCAGUCCUCACGCCACCGUGCCAGGGUCCCCGCUGGCCGCUGCUACACCCUGCCGCCAGUCGGCAAGCCCCCGCGCCCGCGGCGCUGGACCCUCAAUCUACCACCGCUUCGCACCUCCCCGCGCCUCCAGGGGCUUCUGCCGCCGGCCACCGAGAGCCCGCGCCACCCCGCCGAAUCUUCCGAGCGCGUCACCAUGUAGGCGCGACGCGUCGACGAGCGCGCUGAAGAACGGCUCAAUCUGGGGGGCUUGGCCGCGUCGGAGAGCGAGCUGAAGAAAGGCGCGACGGGGAGGAGGGAGGGGCCAGCGCGAGCGGGUUGGCGACGUGGAUGCCAAUGCCGCAGGACGCGCAGAGCGCGGCGGCGCCGCGUUCUCGCAGAGCCUUGACGCCUCGCGGCGCUCCGGCGUGUGCUGCUCAGUCCCCGGAACGCCUCUGCGCGCGUCGACGCGACGCGACCGCCGCGCUGGUCCUCUCCCUCGAGCCGGCGAACAAGGUGCGUGUCGUCUGCGCGGGAGCUGUUCCGGCGCUCGUCGAGGUGCUCCGCUCGGGCGGCUCGGCGCCGGAGGCACGAGAGCACGCGGCCGACGCGCUCAACAAGGAGAACCGCCCCGCCAUCGGCGUGCUCGGCGCGGUAACUCAUCCUGCACCCGCGAACCACCCGUGCGCACGACGCGACGCCGAGAUGGUGAUCGACCACAUCUCCCUCGUCGCCGUCAACAAGUUCAAGAAGCAAGAACGAACGCUUCCCGGGCGCUUCUUGUCGUCCAGCGUCGCUGAGCGGAUGUCCAUCGGCAGGCUGGCUCUUACGGUCGCAUGGAGGGAGGAGGGAAAGUGGAGGUGAGGCGCGGUCACGCGUGUGCCGGGGGAGGAUGGGAGAGGGGCACAUCGGCAAAACAGUUGCAGGGCCACACUAGCACCAUGUCAUUGGCACCUGCACAAAACUGCCUAGCAAAACAGCUUAAGAUGAGUCCCGGGGGUCAUUUGGCUUGUCUGGUUGGAGGAUUAAGUAUGCUAGUUUGAACUUCAGGGAAUGCUGAGAACAAAACUUGUGGGGCUAUAUGAACUUCUUUCAGAUUGCUACCAAGUCGGAUCGUCAUGACAAGUUUGUUUGAAGGAGAAACUAUGAAUUUUCUGAAGAAUCUAAGGAUCUUCCUCUUCAAGCGGAGAAAUGCUUAUCUGAGGUAUCUGUGCUACAUAUUGUUGUCGCGGAUUCAGAUUGACGCAUCAUUUUGGGUUUAUGUAAUUUUAAGGAUGAGUUCCACAAGUAUGUUAACCUCAUUCAGAAAUCAGGGACACAGGCAAGGGGAAUUGGCAAGGCCCUAUGAUCCAAGAACUGCAUGUAUGCCCUUUGUGCUUGUUGAAUUUUAUCUGCAUUUGAUGCCUUAUACUUGGUUCCCCUAAAGGAGUACAGUUAAGAGGCAUACCUGUAUCAAACUGAUGUCGUUUCAUUUUUGUUUCAUAUCAACAUGUUUCAUUCUUUUGGCUAUGAAUUGCGGGAGGAAAUGAACUACAUGUAUCUGGCAAAUCGAUUGUUCUGCAUGGGAAA